AUGGGUUCUCCGCAUCCUAUUUGGAAUUAUUUUGAUAAGCUAGGAAUGUUACUGGAUUUCAACAACCUAGAGCUAAAUGUUCCACAUAUAAUUAUGAAUUUAAUGAAACUACAAAAUCUGCAAUUAAACAUUUUAAAAAAAUGUCAAUUAGUUUCAAAUAAUAAACAGAAUGAAUAUUUAGAAUUAGAAAAAGUUUACAAAGAUGCAAGUAAAAAAUUAAAUACUAAUUUAAAAUCAACAUUAUCAACAAUAGUAUCAA
Messenger RNA from Racocetra fulgida, 259 nucleotides. NCBI's taxonomy places the organism in Eukaryota, Fungi, Glomeromycota, Glomeromycetes, Diversisporales, Gigasporaceae. The record is from the annotation of a GenBank genome assembly.